AUGUUAAAUUCUUGGGGAACGACAAGCCUAUUGAUGGGCCUUGCCCUUGGCAGAUAUGCUGUAGCUGAAGAUGUCAUUACCAGUGACAGCCAUUUCUAUGGCGAAUCUCCGGCAGUCUAUCCGUCCCCUGUGGGAUCUGGUACUGGAGACUGGGCAGCUGCAUAUGUGAAGGCCAAGGCUUUCGUUGCGAAACUUUCUGAUGAUGAGAAGGUUAAUCUCACAGCUGGUGUAACAUCCAAUACUGGCUGUUCUGGAAAUAUUCAAGCUAUCGAACGCUUGGGAUUUCCAGGGAUGUGCGUCAGUGAUGCUGGAAAUGGUCUUUCCUUCAACCGUUGCAUCAUUCGUCUCUUUCAACUCUCAAAUGUUCAUGGACUGACAAAUUCUCUACAGAGAGGAACAGAUUACGUCAACAGUUGGGCAUCGGGGAUCUCUGUUGGAGCCAGCUGGAAUCGUGAUCUUGCAAAUGACCGGGCUACCUACAUGGGCAAAGAAUACCGCAAGAAGGGUGUGAACAUGAUUCUUGGCCCUGUCGUCGGUCCUCUUGGUCGUGUAGCACUUGGUGGACGUAACUGGGAAGGAUUCUCUACCGAUCCCUAUCUCAGUGGAAUUCUGGUCGCCGAGUCUGUCAAAGGCCUCCAGUCCCAAAAUGUUGCGACAUCCUUGAAGCAUUUCAUCGGCAAUGAACAAGAAACCAAUCGCAACCCCUCUACCGACUCUGAUGGUAAUGCUGUUCAAUCUGUUUCUUCCAACUUGGAUGAUCAGACCAUUCACGAGCUCUAUUUGUGGCCUUUCCAAGAUGCAGUCCUUGCUGGCGCUGCCUGUGUCAUGUGCUCAUAUAACCGAUUAAACAACUCAUACGCUUGCCAGAACAGCAAGACUCUUAAUGGCUUAUUGAAGACUGAGCUUGGUUUCCAGGGCUAUGUGGUGACGGACUGGGGAGCUCAGCAUGGUGGUAUUGCUAGUGCCAAUGCUGGACUUGACGUUGUCAUGCCCUCAUCUUCGCUCUGGAACAGUAAUCUGACCACUGCUAUUGCUAACGGAACAAUGGAAGCCUCGCGCUUAGAUGAUAUGAUCACGAGACUGAUGGCGACAUGGUACUAUCUAGACCAGGACUCGGUUUUCCCUAACCCGGGCAUUGGGAUGCCCACCAGCGCUUCCGCAGCUCAUCAAGCGGUCAUUGCUACAUCUCAAGAAGCGAAACCAAUCCUUCUUCAAUCCGCCAUUGAGGGGCACGUUCUAGUCAAGAAUACCAACAAAGCACUUCCUCUUAAGUCUCCGAAACUGAUUUCCGUUUUUGGCUACGAUGCUUAUACCCCAAUGACCAUGGACCUCUCGACAUCUUGGGACUUCAGCUCUGCAACCCGAUCAGCCCUCUAUCAAAACGGAACUCAGUAUGUUGGCGGCGGUUCCGGUGCUAACUCGCCCGCCUACGUCGAUGCUCCCAUCAGCGCCAUCCAGCGCCGAGCCUACGAAGAUGGCUCGUCUGUCCUCUGGGACUUCACCUCCGAAAGCCCAUCGGUGGACUACACUUCCGAUGUAUGUUUGGUGUUCAUCAACUCAUACGCUACAGAAGGCUAUGAUCGUGCAGGUCUAUAUGAUACUCACAGCGAUACAAUUGUUAACAACGUCGCUGAUAACUGCGCCAACACCAUUGUCGUGGUCCACAAUGCCGGUAUCCGCACUAUUGAGUCAUGGGUCGACCACACCAAUGUCACUGGUAUCAUCUAUGCCCAUCUUCCUGGCCAGGAUACCGGCCGUGCCUUGGUGGAGAUUCUAUACGGAGAUUCCAACCCCUCUGGCCGACUCCCCUACACUGUUGCCAAAACUGAAUCUGACUACGGCGCUUUGCUUGAGCCGUCUGAGCCCACCGGUAUCUACGAGUACUUCCCUCAGUCAGAAUUCUCAGAGGGUGUCUACAUCGACUACCGCGCCUUCGACAAGAAUGGAAUCGAGCCCCUAUACGCCUUCGGUUAUGGCCUUUCGUACACCACCUUCGAUUACUCUAAGCUCAAGGUUUCAAAGAAGUCUUCUUCGCUUUCCAAGUACCCGGCCAGAGCAUCGAUACUUCCGGGUGGAAACCCCCGUCUCUUCGAUACGCUGGUUACCGUGUCCGCCACUGUCAAGAAUACUGGUGGUGUUGAUGGUCAGGAAGUCGCACAGCUUUAUGUCGGUGUUCCCAAUGGCCCUAUUCGCCAACUUCGUGGAUUUGAAAAGGUCCUCAUCAAGUCGGGAAAGUCGGUCACUGUUAGAUAUAGCUUGACGCGCCGCGAUUUGAGUACUUGGGAUACCACUGCACAGGAAUGGCUGCUGCAACGGGGAACAUAUACAAUUUAUGUUGGUCGCAGCAGCAGAGACCUGCCCCUUAAGACGACCUUGACUAUUUAA
Molecule: messenger RNA, 2385 nt
Organism: Penicillium longicatenatum
Lineage: Eukaryota; Fungi; Ascomycota; Eurotiomycetes; Eurotiales; Aspergillaceae
Product: beta-glucosidase
Exons: 7
Coding region: 1-2385 (794 amino acids)
Biological process (GO): glucan catabolic process
Molecular function (GO): beta-glucosidase activity
Source: RefSeq, a predicted model, not a curated record